This is a messenger RNA of Trichosporon asahii var. asahii CBS 2479, 474 nucleotides long. RefSeq lists its product as uncharacterized. The transcript is spliced from 2 exons. Gene Ontology annotation, molecular function: protein binding. The coding region runs from base 1 to 474 and encodes 157 amino acids. The record is from RefSeq and is a predicted model, not a curated record. NCBI's taxonomy places the organism in Eukaryota, Fungi, Basidiomycota, Tremellomycetes, Trichosporonales, Trichosporonaceae.
AUGUCUAACCCAACACAACGUUUGCCCAUGGAGGUUUCGUCGCUGGCAUCGAAAUUCGAGGUCGAGCCCGAAAUCGCCUCCCUCUCCACCACUCUGGCAGUUAGCCGGCCAGCCACCUCCGCCCUGCACUUCCCCUCCACUUCUCCCGGCGGCACCCACCACCCCGAACGGAAAGCAUGGUACAAGGCCGAGCACAGGAAGCAGAUCUGGGAGCGCGCAACGCCGACCAAGGUCGCUAAACCCAUCUGCGUGGUGGUGCGGUACGGCAAUGUGGUGUGGCAUGCCAAAGUCGGCGAGGAGACGUACAUCUACUACCUAAAGGGCGGCGGGAUGGCUCGAGGGCUGAUGGGUCUCAGAAUCAUCUAUGGCGGGCGCAGGCUCAAGGAUUGCCAGCAGAUCCGCGACACGGGGAUCGAGUACGGAGACGAGGUCGAGUGUUCCGUCGACUACGGUGGGGACAGCCCGGGCUACUAG